CUAUGUUAUACACUAUUCACAACUCCAAAUUUCUAGCAAGAAGGAAAGAUUACCAAAACAAUAAACCAUAUUCUGCACCUAAGGCUUCCAGUCUGUCAGAAUCAAUUACUCAUUUCUCUUCUCUCAGUCUAAAACUCCAAACAAGCUUUUCCACAAAUGAGGCUUUCUUUAGCAAUUCAUCUUCUGCUUUUGGCUAUGCUUCUUUCUCAAGCUCAAGGGUUUCGCUUGGGAAAAAGAUUACUGUCAAUUGGUCAUCCUAAAUUUUCAGUUGGGCAUCCUAAAGUACAUGAGGCUGCUCAAAUGAAGAAGAUUAAUGAUGGAAUGGGAGAUGUUGUUUACUGCAAAAAAGAACGCUGUACAGGUACUUUGAAGAGGAAAGUUUCUGGAGUGAUGCACAAAUCAUCUCAAUGGCUACCGAACAUUCAUGAAGAUUACUAUGGGCCUAGGAAGCACAGACCAACACACCAUUAAUUUUAUCUAUCCAGGACUAUUUUUUGACCCCCUUUUCUAGUUCUUUGAAGUCUUAUAAGAGCUGGGUUCCUGAAGACCUGGACUCAGGGCCAUGUAAUCCUGCAAAGCAUUUUUAUCAACAUAAGAAGCUAUAACUAUGAUUCCUAGUUUGAAAUAAGCUAGAUAGAUCAUU
Messenger RNA from Rubroshorea leprosula, 643 nucleotides. The record is from the annotation of a GenBank genome assembly. Lineage: Eukaryota; Viridiplantae; Streptophyta; Magnoliopsida; Malvales; Dipterocarpaceae.